AUGGAAACUAGAUCGGAGAUUACUCAGACGCGGAGCGAUACUAAGCCUCCGGUUCUAUCAAUUCCCAAAAUUCGGUUAAAAGUUUGGUUCGUCAGCGUCUGCUCGAGCAUUUUGGUUUGGACUUGCUUGAUUCAGCUCUUCGCCACCGGCGAGCUUUGGCAUUCCCAGAUAUCCACCGGUUCGGUUUCCCGAUUUCCCCUCCCCGUCGAGCUGAUUCGAUUGCAGCCUCGCCGUCAUCCUCCCCGAAGGAACUAUACAAGCAAUGGAUUCUUAAAGGUAUCCUGUAACGGCGGUCUGAAUCAAAUGCGUGCAGCGAUUUGUGAUAUGGUGACUGUUGCUCGUCUGUUGAACUUGACUCUUGUCGUUCCAGAGCUUGAUAAGAAAUCAUUCUGGGCUGAUCCAAGUGACUUUGAGGACAUAUUUGAUGUGAAGCAUUUCAUUGAUUCGUUAAGAGAUGAAGUUCGGAUCUUGAAGAGGCUUCCUAAACGUUAUAGCAAGAAGUAUGGACACAAAUUGUUCGAGAUGCCGCCUGUGAGCUGGUCAAGUGACAAGUAUUACUUGCAGCAGGUGUUGCCGCUAUUUAGAAAACAUAAAGUUAUACACUUCAUUAGGAGUGAUAGCCGAUUAGCGAACAAUGGUCUUUCUCUCGAACUCCAAAGGCUGAGAUGCCGAGUGAAUUUCCAAGGACUGAAGUUCACUCCACGGAUCGAGGCUUUGGGGUCGAAGUUAGUUCGGAUUUUACAACAAAGAGGGUCUUUUGUGGCUCUGCAUUUGAGAUAUGAGAUGGAUAUGUUGGCUUUCUCUGGUUGUACUCAUGGCUGCUCUGAGGAAGAAGCUCAAGAACUCAAAAAGAUGAGGUAUACAUAUCCUUGGUGGAGAGAGAAAGAGAUAAUCUCUGAGGAGAGAAGAGCACAAGGUCUUUGUCCUUUGACACCUGAAGAGACGGUUUUGGUCCUAAAAGCAUUAGGUUUCCAGAAGGAUACACAGAUGUACAUUGCAGCUGGUGAGAUUUAUGGUGGUGCGAGGAGAUUAGCCCUUUUAAAGGAAUCAUUUCCAAGAAUUGUGAAAAAGGAAAUGCUACUAGAUCCAACGGAAAUGCAACAGUUUCAGAACCAUUCAUCUCAAAUGGCAGCUCUAGAUUUUAUAGUGUCUGUAGCUAGUAACACUUUUAUCCCUACCUACUAUGGAAACAUGGCAAAAGUCGUUGAAGGUCAUCGAAGAUAUCUCGGGUUUAAGAAAACAAUCCUGCUAAACCGGAAGAGACUCGUGGAGCUUUUAGAGUUGCAUAACAACAAGACGCUCUCUUGGGAUCAGUUUGCAGAAGCUGUCAAGGAAGCCCAUCAAGGACAAAGGAUGGGAGAACCAACACAUCGAAAAGUAAUCUCUGAUAAACCAAAGGAAGAAGAUUACUUCUAUGCCAAUCCUCAAGAAUGUAUCUCUCACAAUUACAUUAGAACCUCCAACUUCUCUCUAAAAGCAUAG
Messenger RNA from Microthlaspi erraticum, 1482 nucleotides. The record is from the annotation of a GenBank genome assembly. Lineage: Eukaryota; Viridiplantae; Streptophyta; Magnoliopsida; Brassicales; Brassicaceae.